Fimicolochytrium jonesii is the source of this 2481-nucleotide messenger RNA. RefSeq lists its product as uncharacterized. The record is from RefSeq and is a predicted model, not a curated record. NCBI's taxonomy places the organism in Eukaryota, Fungi, Chytridiomycota, Chytridiomycetes, Spizellomycetales, Powellomycetaceae. The coding region runs from base 1 to 2481 and encodes 826 amino acids. The transcript has a single exon.
AUGUAUAGCAUCCUCUCCUCAGUCGGAAGCUAUCUCACGGGCCAGGUCGAAAGCGGCGAGCUCGACUACAACGAAGAAAGAGGCGCCCGCAAACUCCGCAGAGCAAGUCUCUCCGCUGUACCCAAAGAAGACGGCGAUAACUCCGACGAGGACGACGCAGCCAGCAGCGACGAGGACUACUCCGACGUCGACGCCUCAAUACUCGACUUGGAAGCUCUCUCGCAGGACGAACUUCUGAAGGUCACCCUCGACGAAGGAAACGACUGGCGAACACCCGCACCACCUGCCCGACCUGAACUAACCGCAAUGGCCCCUUUGUAUCUGUCCGCGGCGCUCAACAAGCGCGUCGAGGCAUUGCGCCACGACGUCCUGCGCGGAAGGCUGAUCGAGAUGACCUUGGCGAGAGAGUAUUACUCCAGUUACGGGGCGAACGCUGAUACUCUGACGGCCGCACCGCUACUGGGCUACGACGGGUCAACGGCCGCGCUGGCUAUCGCGCCCGUCAUCAGCGACGACUACCCGGGCUCGCCCGUGCUUCCACCGCUCACCCGCGCCCUCUACGUGCGCCUCCUCCGCUCCCUGCCGAUUUUUGCAGGGAGGGGUCCCAAAUACAUGGUGGAUUUCGACCGAUUCAUCGAUGAAGAUUUCCUCGAUUUUGUCGGAAAGUGGAUGCGAGCGUCUCGCUUCGAUAUCCUCAGCUUCACAUCCCACUACGUGACUCUCUUCUCCCACCUCAAGAACGAGGCCUGGUACGGCGCUGACGAUACCCCGCUACCUUUACCGCUCGGCUUCGAAGCCCCCGCCAUGUUACCCACCACAAUGUACCCCGACCUCCUCACCUUCCACCGCGCCUCCCUCCCCGGCGGCGGCUCCUUCCGCCUGCACAAACGCCACCGCGCCGAAGGUGGCGACUCAGACGCCGUCAUCUCCCUCCGCGAAUCCAAAGCAAAAGCCUUCACCGAAGCCUGGCGCAAAGUCCUCUCCACCGGCUGCAACGUCUGCCGCGACAUGAUUGGCCGCGGACCCGCCUCCAAAGAUGUAGUCCUCACCAAAUUCUGGUCAACCGUCAAAGCCGCCCCCAACGUCGCCGACCUGCCCCCCUCAUGGCAAGCCUUCAUCUACGGCCUCUGCACAGCAAUGGCCCACACGAUCGACAACGUCCUCGACGACGCCGAAUGGCGCGCGAAAUUCGUCUCCAUCUGGAAACGCAUCCCAGUGACAAUCAUGCUCACCUCCCUCCGUCUCGUCAACCCGAUCCCCUUCGUCGACCGCGUUAUCAAACUCUUCUGCUGGAAACCCCCGGGCAUGUACUCCCUCCUCCAACGUAUCGGGGGGAUGAUCUGCGCCGCUGAUAAAACCGCUGCCACCUUGAAACGCCUCGCACGCGAAGUCGACACACCGACCCGCACAGCCGUCGAAAAGGCCGUAGACACCGCCUUCACAUCCUCCACCUCCUCAACAACCCACAUCCGCCCCAUCUCCUCCCAAGCCCCCGCCCACAAAAUCCUCUCCUUCCUCCAAGAAUCCCCAGAUUUCACCAUAACACCCAUAGGCACCGCGACCCUCUCCUACACAAAAGCCUACAUCCGCAAACGCGAAAAAGACGAAUUCGUCGAAGUCCUCGGCUCCAAAAACGUCACCGACUUCCUCACCCAUUUCGCCAAAGCCGUACCCCCCAUGUUGGAUGAGAUAUGGAACUGUAUCGAUUUCGCGAAUCUAAUGUCCAAACUCGUCGACACGGUUAACCAGAUCAUCACCGCGCUGUCGUUAUACGACACGGCAGCCGAAUCCAAUAAAGACACGGUGCAUUUGGACGUGACGAGAGCGCUGUAUGCGGCACUGUUACCGUUCUUGAAAGCGGCUUACCCACUCAUGCACGCCCUCGCGCACAAGGAACGCACAGGCGACGCAGGGUUACAUGCCCUUGUCGAAUACAUCGUCAUGGAGAUCAAUCUACCCGACCCUGACGGCAUCGCAGCGUCACCGGACCUCUCCACCUCGCGGAAUAAAUCCUCUGCGAAGAAAACAGCACAGAAGAGCGUGAAGAGCACGAGGGCGCCGAUACUGACGGUCGCGAAAGACGCAUCCCCGGUCCUUCUCCACCUCUCCCCCGCCGAUACCACCCAGCUAUUGCACAACGAGGUAGAUGAGAUCAUCGCCUGUCUCGAGUCCGGCACCGACCCGCGGGAGUUCCCAUCCCACGUCGAUUCUUCCGCGGACGAUGUCCUGACGUCCAAAGCGUUCCCGGUGUUCUGGCACGCGAUCGUGGCGGAGUUUGUCGGGGGUGAGAAUAUCGUCAGUCCGCCACCGUCACCGGAAGCGAGCAGGAAGGGUGCGGCGGCGGCGUCACAUACGGGGACACCGAAUCUGAACGCGACGCAUGUGACGCAAUUGACGCCCGGGUUUGCUUCGAAGCGCUUUGCGAAUGGGGCCACGGCGACACCGCCUCCCGUGGCGAAUGUCACUGAUGACGUAGAUUGA